CGAUAGUCUAGAAACAAUGAACAGCUUGGGUGUUGUUAGUGAAAGCCAAGGAAUGCUACUGCCUUCUUACAGUACCACACUUGACUAUAUCCAGAAGCAAUCACAGCAACAGGAUCCACAGUCCGAGCUUACUUCCGCCAGCACACCACCAGUGAGUUACUUUCAGCAGUUCUUCUAUCCCGCCGACGGAGAUCCACUACCGUCGCGAACUGUUCGUCCGAGGGAGUUUCCAAGUCCCCUGGACCUUUCGCUGCGUCCGACGAAUGUGCCCAUGACGCCUCCUUCGACACCAUCUCCGCCGAGAAAACGUUUAAAGUCGUUCGACGAAUCAACGGCCGUGAUUCCCACCGUAGUGCCCGAAACAACAAAUAGCUGGCGAAGCGCUAGGAAUCAGUUCUCAGACACAGUGUGCAUCGAUGAUAAGCGUUAUUAUGCCAACACUACGCUGAGUGAGCGUGAGCAUCGUACGGAAGUGUUUCAGUAUUUCGAUGAUAGUGCAAGGUCGGUUCCGUUCAAGUAUCCUUCCGUCGAUGGCGGUAGGUCUGACACCAAUGCGGACACGCCAUUCUCGAAAGAUGGUGUAGAUCGUUCACGUGCCAAAGGAGAUGAAUUUAUUGAUAUUACUGGUGGCACCGAACAUCAGGCGAAAGAUCACUUGGACGAUCACGAUGAACGAUCGACGAGAGAUAAAUCGGAUUGUUCCAAUAUUGACGUAGAGUCCCUAGAUAAUGAUGAGGACGAUAGUAAAGAAUCGAUCAACAUAAUAGACAGUGAGGAAAAGGAAAACGAAGGUGCCGCUGUGUUAAACGAGGGUCAGCGUUACUUUGCCGACGAGCGACUGCACCUGCAGGCUAUUGAAGGAUUUGCACGCCUAUUCGAACGUAGCUUUCCGUCAACUAGCAACAAGAAAUCGCAAUCCUCUACAGGUAGUGGUUCGGGUCCACGCAGCUCAGCGUCCAAGAGCGAACGGCGUCGCACGAAGGCACGACGGCAAGGUGCUGUAGACGAGGACAACACAAGUCCUGUGUCCGGUACGAUCAUCCGCAAGCUGCAGGAUGGUGAGGAGCUUGUCGUACGGAAGGGUGACAUCGAUCCAGCCUUCAAUGUGGUCGAGAUUACGGAUGAAGCGAAGGAGAUCCUGUCAAAGAUUGACAACAAGAUCGGUUCAUACCUGUGUCAGUUGUGUCGUGCGCUUUAUGACGAUGCGUUCGGCUUGGCACAGCAUCGCUGUUCGCGCAUCGUUCACAUCGAAUAUCGGUGUUCCGAGUGUGACAAAGUGUUCAAUUGUCCAGCUAACCUGGCUUCGCAUAAGCGCUGGCACAAACCGCGAGGAAUGUCUGGCGAAGGAAGGAAAGGAGGUGCGAAGGCUGCUGCCGUGCGGCAGUCAGAGCGAAGCGGAGAGGAUGAACCGAUUGAAAUACUGGACAACUCGAACGAUAACCACCAGCCGGUUACGGUGCUACCAACCGCAUCGACAAUCGAGGAGGAAUCUUAUCCCUGCGGCCAGUGUGGAAAAUCAUUCCGCAGACAAAGCUACCUAAAGAAGCAUGCCGCUUCGCACCAGAUGGAACCAUCACUCCUGCGCAACAUGGAUGUACGACCUGUUACCUUCAACUCCGACACGUUCAGUACACCCACUUCCUGCAGUUCGUCAGGUUCGACUGCUCUGGGUGCAGCAUUUCCCACUAGCCAUCACUUGUUAUCUAACUCCGGACCGCCGGCUGGUUGUUUUGCGGCAGCUUUCGACAAGUUGACGCGUCCUUUAGUGGCGCCGACUUCUGCCACAGCUCUAUUCCCCUUUGCCGCCUGUUACGGUAGUAUGGCCUCUUUGGCAGUCGGGGGUGGAGGUGGUGCUGGAGUCGGUGGUAAUGUAGCUCCGAAUGUAGCGCACUAUAAUGAGCUUGAAAAACGUCGCUGGCAGUCUCUUGGUGAGCUGUAUCUUCAGCAACGGGAGCGUCUGUCCGCGUUUCAGUACGUUAGGCAGCAUCAGUACGAGGAUUACUUGAAAUGCUUUCAACCUUUUCAGUUUGCGCGUGAUAAAACCUGACCCAACAUUCUGCGGCCAGUACCACGGCUGGCCGCAGCUCCUCUCUGGCCAACAGCACACCCAACUGCA
Messenger RNA from Anopheles maculipalpis, 2116 nucleotides. It is a transcript of the gene nerfin-2, whose product is annotated as zinc finger and BTB domain-containing protein 17. The transcript is spliced from 3 exons. Gene Ontology annotation, molecular function: DNA-binding transcription repressor activity, RNA polymerase II-specific; RNA polymerase II cis-regulatory region sequence-specific DNA binding. Gene Ontology annotation, cellular component: transcription repressor complex; nucleus. The coding region runs from base 17 to 2047 and encodes 676 amino acids. The record is from RefSeq and is a predicted model, not a curated record. NCBI's taxonomy places the organism in Eukaryota, Metazoa, Arthropoda, Insecta, Diptera, Culicidae. Gene Ontology annotation, biological process: neuron differentiation; regulation of cell cycle process; negative regulation of transcription by RNA polymerase II.